Peromyscus leucopus (white-footed mouse) is the source of this 2790-nucleotide messenger RNA. Its product is annotated as integrator complex subunit 1-like. The record is from RefSeq and is a predicted model, not a curated record. Lineage: Eukaryota; Metazoa; Chordata; Mammalia; Rodentia; Cricetidae. Gene Ontology annotation, cellular component: integrator complex. Gene Ontology annotation, biological process: U2 snRNA 3'-end processing.
AUGGAGGAAGAUGUAGGGGAGGUAGACGUGCUGCAGGGCUACCAGUGGCUGCUGCGGGACCUGCCCAGGCUGCCCCUCUUUGACAGCGUGAGGACCACCACUGCCCUGGCUCUACAGCAGGCCAUCCACAUGGAGACUGACCCCCAGACCAUCAGCGCCUACCUGAUCUACCUGUCCCAGCAUACACCCGUGGAGGAGCAGGGCCCACACAGUGACCUGGCCCUGGACGUGGCCCGGUUGGUGGUGGAGCGCUCCACCAUCAUGGCACACCUCUUCUCGAAGCCCUCCUGCAGCACCGCCUCCGACGCUGUCCUCAGUGCCCUGCUGUCCGUGUUCUCCCGCUAUGUGCGGCGCAUGCGCAAGAGCAAGGAGGGCGAGGAGGUCUACAGUUGGUCGGAGUCUCAGGACCAAGUGUUCCUACGCUGGACCAGUGGGGAGACAGCCACCAUGCACAUCCUUGUGGUCCAUGCCAUGGUCAUCCUGCUAACAUUGGGCCCACCCCGUGCUGGUGAUGGCGAGUUCCACGAGUUGCUGGACAUCUGGUUUCCGGAGAAGAAGCCCCUGCCCACAGCCUUCCUGGUGGACACCUCUGAGGAGGCUCUGCUGCUGCCCGACUGGCUGAAGCUGCGGAUGAUCCGUUCUGAGGUUCCCCGCCUAGUGGACGCUGCCCUGCAGGACCUGGAGCCCCAGCAGCUGCUGCUCUUUGUGCAGUCCUUUGGCAUCCCAGUGUCCAGCAUGAGCAAGCUCCUGCAGUACCUGGACCAGGCAGUGGCCCAGGACCCCCAGACCCUGGAGCAGAACAUCAUGGACAAGAGCAGGCUGGCUUCACCCACCCCCAGUGGUCCAUUGGCGGCUGAUUUGCAGAUUACAUGGCCCACCUGGUUGAGACAGCACAGAGGCUCUAAGCCAGAAAGCAGCCCUGAGCCCCCGCCAGGCCAGGGCAGGACUCGGGCAGGCACACAGGUCCCAGUGCUUGGCCCUGAGGACGACUUGGCAGGCAUCUUCCUACAGAUCUUCCCACUGAGCCCCGACCCACGGUGGCAGAGCUCCAGCCCACGCCCCCUCGCCCUGGCCCUGCAGCAAGCCCUGGGCCAAGAGCUGGCUCGUGUUCGCCAGGGGAACCCCGAGGUGCCAGGCAUCACAGUGCGCCUCCUGCAGGCCAUGGCCACCCUGCUGAGCUCCCCGCAUGGUGGCACUCUAGCUCUGGCUAUGCACCACAGCCACUUCCUUUCCUGUCCACUGAUGCGCCAGCUCUACCAGUACCAGCGUGCUGUCCCUCAGGACACUGGCUUCUCCUCGCUCUUCCUUAAAGUGCUUAUGCAGAUUCUGCAGUGGCUGGACAGUCCCGCUGUGGAGGAUGGGCCCUUGCAGGCCCAACUCAAGUUGUUUGCUACCAGAUACUCGGCAAGACGCAGGAUCAGUGACGUGGGCAGUGGGCUGCAGCACCUGGCUGAGGCCCUGAGCUUCCGACAUGACCUGGAGAUGGCCAGCUCCACCGUGCAGGCCGUCAUUGCUACCUUAAGGUCUGGGGAGAAGUGCACUGUGGAGCCUGAGCUCAUCAGCAAAGUCCUCCGUGGCCUCAUCGCGGUGCGCUCCCCUCACUUGGAAGAGCUGCUGACGGCCCUUUUCUCAGCCACUGCCCAGGCCUCCUGCCCGAGCUCGGCCUCCAUGCCCAUCGUGCUGGUGAGCUCCCUGCUGCUGCAGGAGAAGGAUGAGCUCCUAGGCCCUGGCAAGCAGGACGCGGAGGGUACCGGCACAGAGACUGUGCGCCUGGGACCAGCGUCGGGGCUGCUUGUGGACUGGCUGGAGACGCUGGACCCGGAGGUGGUCAGUAGUUGUCCUGACCUUCAGAGGAAACUGCUCUUCUCACGAAGAAAGGGUAAAGGCCACGUAAGUGCCCAGGUGCUGUCUUCGCCCUACCUCCUGGCCCUGCUCACACACCAGGCCAGCUGGGCCACACUACACCGCUGCAUCCGUGUCCUGCUAGGCAAGAGCCGGGAGCAGAGGCUCGACCCCUCAGUCCUGGACUUCCUCUGGGCCUGCAUCCAUGUUCCCCGGAUCUGGCAGGGCCGGGACCAGCGCACUCCACAGAAGCGGCGGGAGGAGCUGGUGCUUCAUGUCCAGGGCCCAGAGCUGCUCAGCCUGGUGGAACUGAUCCUCUCUGAGGCAGAGACCAGGAGCCAGGAUGGGGACAGUGCUGCACGCACCCUCAUUCAGACCCGGCUGCCCCUGCUGCUUAGCUGCUGCCGCGGCAAUGAGAGCAUCGGAAAAGUGACGGAGCACCUGACCAGCUGCAUUCAGCAGUGGGGGGACAGUGUGCUGGGCCAGCGCUGCCGGGACCUGCUAUUACAGCUCUACCUGCAGCGGCCGGAGGUCCGGCUGCCGGUGCCCGAGGUCCUUCUGCAAAGCGAAGGUGCCGCCAGCAGCAGCAUCUGCAAGCUGGACGGGCUCAUCCAUCGCUUCAUCACGCUCCUGGCAGACACCAGUGACUCCCGGUCUUCUGAGAGCAGAGUGGCUGAUGCCAACAUGGCCUGUCGGAAGCUGGCUGUGGCUCACCCCAUCCUGCUGCUCAGGUGCUUACUCGCCCAGCAUUGGGCACACCAUGGGGUUGGGGUAUCUGGUACUAACAUUGGACGCUCUCUGCCUCCCGCCCUAGCACGCUCUGCCCAGGUCUUUUCUCUGCACGAUUGCGUAUCCCACCCAGCUCGCCGGCACCUGCCAGUGAGUGGGCGCACCUUGCCCUUGCCAGCGGCUCCUUCCAUCCGCGCUGGCUGCCUAAGGUGGCGCUAG